Messenger RNA from Octodon degus (degu), 324 nucleotides. RefSeq names its product 60S ribosomal protein L27a-like. Gene Ontology annotation, molecular function: structural constituent of ribosome. The transcript has a single exon. The record is from RefSeq and is a predicted model, not a curated record. The coding region runs from base 1 to 324 and encodes 107 amino acids. NCBI's taxonomy places the organism in Eukaryota, Metazoa, Chordata, Mammalia, Rodentia, Octodontidae. Gene Ontology annotation, cellular component: cytosolic large ribosomal subunit.
AUGCCCUCCAGACUAAAGAAGACCCGGAAGCUUCGGGGCCAUGAGAGCCACGGCCAUGGCCGCAUUGGCAAGCACCAGAAGCACCCCGGAGGCUGGGGUAAUGCUGGUAAUGCUGGUGGCAUACAUCAUCACAGGAUCAACUUCGACAAAUAUCACCCAGAUUACUUUGGGAAGGUUGGUAUGAGGCAUUGCCACUUGAAGAGAAAUCAGAGCUUCUGCCCAACUGCCAACCUUGAUGAAUUGUGGACAUUGGUCAGUGAGCAGACACGAGGAAAUGCUGCCAAAAACAAGACUGGAGCAGCUCCCAUCAUUGAUGUAGUCUGA